Acanthosepion pharaonis is the source of this 1590-nucleotide messenger RNA. The record is from the annotation of a GenBank genome assembly. Lineage: Eukaryota; Metazoa; Mollusca; Cephalopoda; Sepiida; Sepiidae.
AUGAAAUUUUUCGUUGAUCGCUCGACUUCAAUUAUAUUACAAAACUUUCUUUCUUUCUUUUAUUUUCUUCAAUUCUUUUUUUUCUUUAGAAAUUCUUUUUUUCUUUUUUUUUCUUUCUUUUUUUUCUUUCUUUUUUUCUUUUUUUUACUUUCUUUUUUUUCUUUUUUGUUUAUCUUUCUUUCUUUCUUUCUUUCUUUCUUUCUUUCUUUCUUUCUUUCUUUUUUUUUUUUUUUUUUUUUUUUUAUUUUUCUCACGAAUACACCUUCUUUUUCUUUCUUUUUUCUUUUUUCUUCUUUCUUUCUUUCUUUCUUUCUUUCUUUCUUUCUUUUUUCUUUCUUUCUUUUGCGAGGCGUUAUUCUUCUCACGAAUAUACCUUCUUUCUUUCUUUCUUUCUUUCUUUCUUUCUUUCUUUCUUUCUUUCUUUCUUUCUUUUGCGAGGCGUUAUUCUUCUCACGAAUAUGUUUGUUUCUUUGUUUGUUUAAAUUUGUUUCUUUCUUUCCAAAGCCUUAUUCUCCUCAUGAAGACCUUCUCUUCUUUCUUUAUUUCUUUCUUUCUUUCUUUCUUUCUUUCUUUCUUUUGCGAGGCGUUAUUCUUCUCACGGAUACGUUUGUUUGUUUGUUUGUUUCUUUCUUUCUUUUUCUUCUUUCUUUCCGAAGCCUUAUUCUUCUCACGAAAACCUUUAUUUCUUUCUUUCUUUUUUCUUUCUUUCGUUCUUUUACGAAACCUUUCUCUUCUUACAAACACUGUUUCCUUUCCUUUCUUUGUUAUUUUCUUUCUUUGUUGAUUUUUCACUUUCUUUCUUUCUUUUCCUUUUUUCCUUCCUUAUUCAUUCUAUUUCUCAACACAUUUUUACACUUUCCAUUUUCUUUUCUUUUUCCUUUCUUCUUAUUCUUCUCACAAACUAUUUGGUUCUUUCUUGCUUUCUUUCUUUCUUUCUUUUCCAAAGCAGUAUUCUUCUCACGAACUAUUUGGUUCUUUCUUGCUUUCUUUCUUUCUUUCUUUUCCAAAGCAGCUUCUCCCGAUUCUUACAUUAUUUUCCGAAGACUUAUUCUUCCCACGAACAACUUACUUACUUACUUUCUUUCUUUCUUUCUUUCUUUCUUUCUUUCUUUCUUUCUUUCUUUCUUUCUUUUUCGAAGCCUUAUUCUUCUCAUAAGCACAUUUAUUUAUUUAUUUCUCUCUUUCUUUCGUUCUUUCUUUCGUUCUUUUCUGAAGCAUUAUUCUUUUGACGAACCUCUUUCCUUCCUUCCUUCCUUCUUUCCUUCUUUCUUUCUUUCUUUCUUUCCCUCUUUCUUUCGUCCUUUUUUCUUUCUUUCUUUUCUGAAGCAUUAUUCUUUUGACGAACAUCUUUCCUUCCUUCCUUCCUUCCUUUCUUCUUUCCUUCUUUCUUUCUUUCUUUCUUUCUUUCUUUCCUUCUUUCUUUCCAUUAUUUUUCUCACGACCAUCUAUCUAUCUUUCUUUCUUUCUUUCUUUCUUUCUUUAUUUCUUUCUUUCUUUCUUUCUUUCUUUCUUUUUUUUCUGAAGCAUUAUUCUUUUGACGAACCUCUUUCCUUCCUUCCUUCUUUCCUUCUUUCUUUCUUUCUUUUCUGA